CAGUCUUUCCUCGUCCCUGCGGACGUUGGACAACAUUUCAAAGCCGAAUCAUUUCUUCAUCAUCUCUACUUCUCUCCAUUUUUUCUGCUGUUUUAGAGAAUCCCAGGGCAGUAGUUUGGUUUAGCUAUUGAUUGGCAUAAACAAGCUGGUGAUGACUUGUUUCUCUUUCUGUUUUAGAAAGAAGGUAGCUUCUUCAACUACACGAACAGCAGAAGUUGAUGACGUGGUUUCAGGAAUCCAGAAUGUCAAUAGGUACAGUUACAGAGAAUUGCGAAUUGCCACACAGGAUUUUAGUCUGGCUAAUAAAAUUGGGGAGGGAGGUUUUGGUUCCGUCUACAAGGGAACACUCAGAGAUGGCACCGUUGUGGCCAUAAAGGUGCUUUCAGCUCAGUCACGGCAAGGAUUACGAGAAUUUUUGACAGAGUUAAGUGUGAUCUCAGUAAUUGAGCAUGAAAACCUUGUAAAGUUGUAUGGUUGUUGUGUUGACGAGGAUCAAAGAAUCUUGGUCUAUGGCUAUCUUGAGAAUAAUAGCCUUGCACAAACUCUUUUGGAUGGAGGACGCAGUGGCAUCCAAUUUAGUUGGAAAACCCGAACAAAAAUUUGCAUUGGUGUUGCAAGGGGGCUUGCAUUUCUUCAUGAGGAGGUCCAUCCGCAUAUUGUUCAUAGAGAUAUCAAAGCAAGCAAUAUCCUCCUUGACAAAGACCUGACUCCCAAAAUCUCUGAUUUUGGUCUAGCAAAGCUCAUUCCAGAAGACCAGACUCAUGUUAGUACACGUGUUGCUGGAACAACAGGUUAUUUGGCCCCUGAGUAUGCAAUAAGAGGUCAGCUGACGAGGAAAGCAGAUAUUUACAGUUUUGGUGUUCUCCUCUUGGAAAUUGUUUGUGGGAGAAGCAACAAGAAUACGCGGUUAGCUUAUGGGGAACAUUAUCUUCUUGAAAUGGUAUGGGAGCUUCAUGAGAGAAGGGAGCUAGCAGAUGCAGUGGACACAUCAUUGAAUGGGGAUUUCGACAUUGAGGAGGUUUGCAGAUUCCUCAAGAUUGGUCUGCUCUGCACCCAAGACAUGCCAAAAUCCCGGCCAACCAUGUCUACUGUGGUCAGCAUGCUAACAGGAGAGGCAGAUGUGGAUGACAAUAUAUCCAGACCUGGCCUCAUUUCUGAGCUCAUGGGCAUUAAAGUUGGAGGUGCCCAGAGAUACAAGCCUGAUACGGCAUCUGGCUCAGGCAAGCUGGACAAUUCAUCAUUGUCAUCAGGAAUGCCCACUUCAAUUGCCACAAUGACCUUCAAUUCAAUAUAUGAUCGAAGCGGGUAAAAUCUUAGACAUUCUUUUUAGCGUUUUGGAGGUACUCAAUUCCUUUUUAGAGAGAAUUCCCAGUUUUGCCCUGGGAAAGAAUCAACCUUGUUUACCUUCUGUUCCCCUUGUUGUGAGACUCCUGAUCUUGUAUAUUUUGUAUAACCCAUCAUUUUUUUUUUUUCCUUUCAUUUUCCAAUUCAUGUUAACUCUAUUGGAGUGUAUUCUUUUAGACAAACUAGUCUUCCAAAGCUCAGAAAUGCUUUCUCUCUACAACUUCCCAAUUAGAUAUUGUAUUUGAUCUUGUCAAAUGAAUGGAAAAAGGCGAUGAAUUGUUGAGUGUUUGAUGCA
Molecule: messenger RNA, 1639 nt
Organism: Vitis riparia (riverbank grape)
Lineage: Eukaryota; Viridiplantae; Streptophyta; Magnoliopsida; Vitales; Vitaceae
Product: cold-responsive protein kinase 1-like
Exons: 7
Coding region: 152-1309 (385 amino acids)
Biological process (GO): protein phosphorylation
Molecular function (GO): protein kinase activity; ATP binding
Source: RefSeq, a predicted model, not a curated record